AAUAUUAAUCAUUAUAAAUAAAUUGUGUACUGAACUAAUCCCAGCACCUCCACCAAAAAUUAUGUACCAAAGGGGAUAUAUUGAUAGAGAUGUAACUAGAUUUAUAUGGGUGAAGGACUCAGAAAACCUGUCACUGAAGAAAACCUUAUACAAUACAGAUUUACUAGUGUUCCUUUCGGAAUGAUCUCAAGUCCGUUUUUGUUAAAUGCAACCAUAAAACAUCAAAGUCAAUACAUUAUUUAUUCAAAUAGGCCUAGCAACAAGCACUUUUAAAUCGUCAAAUUUUACAAAUAUCAUCUUAAUCUAAAUAUCAGAGCAAUUUAUUGAUGCAGUUAUUAUUGUUCUCAAAAAACAUUGAAUUAUUAUAGAUAUGUCAAACUUAAUAAUAAGAAUUUCAAUCAAUCAAAUCAUUUAUUUGUUAGAAUACAGUCAAGUGGUUGUUAUCAAAUACAUUUCAAAGAAUAGUGUAUUCAGCCAGCUAACGGGCAUACAAAUCUUAUAUUCAUAAAUAAAAUUAAUCUAAUGUAUACUACAUUAUACUAAACUUAAUAACUAUGCCAAAUAUGGUCAAAAUAAAAAAAUAUCGUCAAACACGCAAAAUUGUAUAAUACUAGUCUAGAAACUUUCUAGAAUAAAAUCUAAAUGUCAAAAAAUACGGUAUAUAAUAUACAUUGAAUUAUCAAUUUCAUCAUUAUUAACAUAACAAUAAAUAAUUCAUUAUUUACAAUCACACUUACUCCCACGGUGUUUCAUCCUUCAUGUAGUCUUGUGUGCUUUAAUAGGCUUUAGAGAUAAGCUUACGUUUUACAUAAUUUUUAAAUUUACUACCAGACAAUUCAGUUAUAAUAUUAGGAAGUUUAUUGUAAAAUCUUACACAAUUACCCAUGAAUGAUUUUUUAAUUUUAUGGAGCCUAGUGAAGGGCACUGCGAGCUUAUGUUUAUUUCUAGUAUUAAUCUUAUGUAUUUCACAGUUUUUCUUAAAACUGGCAAUGUUUUUAUGUACAGUCAACCAAUUUGAAUCCUAGGCCACUAUAGAACCUUGUCGCUUUAACUACUCUAUACAUGACAUGCAUCACUCAAUAAGCACUGUCGUAGACAGACAUUAUGACAUGGUUCUAUAGUGGCCUAGGAAUCAAAUUGGUUGACCGUACAUACAGAAUAUUCUCAUAAAUAUAUUGACAGUGCACUGUCAUUAUUUUGAUGUCCUUAAACUUAUCUCUAAGUGAGUCUCUAUGGUUCAUUUUAUACAUUGCACGAAUAGCUCUCUUCUGCAGAACAAAAAUAGUAUUUAUCUCUGAAGCACUACCCCAUAGUAAAAUACCAUAUGACAUAAUGCUAUGAAACUAUUCGUUCACGUUGUAUCGAAAUCGUAGGUGUUAGUUGAAAUCUGCCGCUACAACUUCACAGAAAAGUUUAGAAUAUCUGAUUCUGUGAUCUUCUAUCUGGAAUGAAAUACUUAGUUUCAGGGGUUCUUAACUUCUUAGCACUUCUUAGAAAAUGAAAAUAAUCAGGAACAUUUCUUUAUUGUUCCUCUACCUCUUCAUUAUGUAAUCUCUCGCAACGACAACGAUUGACGCAUACUUUACUCUUUGGAGCGAUGAGAUUUUGGCACUGUCAGACCAUUGUCAAGACCAUGCCAAGACAGAUGAUGUCACAGUCUAGAAUAUAUAGGGAGAAAUACUUUUAGUUAAACAGGGUUUUACUUAAUAUACAAUGGCAAUUAUGAAUGACAUGUAGGCUUAUAAUCACUAAUUAAAUUCAUGGACCCUCAAAGGAAAGCAGUACCCGGGCCCAUGGCUAAAACGAGUUUAAAGUCGUCGCGUAAAAACACUGGUGUCAUGAACACUUACCUUAAGCCUGUCGCGCCGAAUAAGGAAAUUAAAACAGCACACACUAGCACUCCCACCGUUGAGCACCGCUCUUUCCCUAGUGAAGAAAACCAGAUCUACGGCGGGCAAGUGAAUGUGCUGUCUAUCAUUGACUUAGAUAAGGACAUAAGGUGCUGCAAGUAUUCAGAAGAUGUCAGAGAGAUAGCAGUGGGGUUCGCGGACGGCACGAUAAGGCUGUUUGACUGCAGCACGGGGGAAUGCACACAUAGCCUGGUGGACGAUGAGUGCCGCUCCUAUCCCGGCCCCGUCACGUCCAUCAAGCACAGACCCAUCAGCGAUGCACAUCCCAAUUCUAACACACUCAUAUCCACAUAUGUUAACGGUUGUAUAAAAUGCUGGAUGUCCAAAUACGACCAAUGUCUGUACACAAUUAGGGAGAAGAGACAGACGCUGGGUCUCACGUACCACCCUCGUUUUUGCAAGUUCGUCACCUACGGGGACGACCGUAGAAUCAACAUGUAUGAUGAAGAGGCACAGACACAAGAAAGAGCAUUUUACUCAAGCGGUGCAAGGGGCGUUAUAGACGGCCACUCGUCAAGGAUAUUCGCUUGCGCGUUCCACCCUAAGUCGAAUCACGAGUUGGUGUCGGGCGGCUGGGACGACACCGUCAUGUGUUGGGACGACCGCGUGCCGUACGCCACGCGGCACUUCGCGGGCGUGCACAUGUGCGGGGAGGGGCUGGACUUUGACAAGCCGGGAAAACAGAUCCUAACCUGUUCUUGGCAAGAGAAGGACUGUAUUCAGUUGUGGGAUUACGGCUCCUGCAAAGUGAUAGAAACUAUUGUCCCGGAUACUUAUCAAUCGAAACUGUACUGUGGAAGGAUGGUGCCGAAAACGAGUCUCAUAGUUUGCGGUGGAUCCGAAAUUAAUAUGCUGCGUGUCGUUGAUAUCAAUCUGAAAAUAACGGAGUGUUGUAUACGUAAUAACCCAGGCGGUAUAUAUGGUUUUGAUUUUGGAAGGGUACGAAGAAAAAUUACUGUCGAUACAGGAGGUGGGUAUAAAAAGAUCAGUGAAAUUGGCAGCAUACCGCGUGUCGCCUACGUAAGCGGGAAGAGGUUGCAGAUUGUAGACUUCGGCCAAUCAUGAUUAUUUCAGCAGCCACAUUGUUAUACGUUUAUUUUAUUUUUUUAUAUAUUUUUUUUACUUUAUACUCUAAUAAAGGGCGAGAUGAACAGAAACUUCCCUGGAAAGUUGUA
Cydia pomonella (codling moth) is the source of this 3085-nucleotide messenger RNA. RefSeq lists its product as uncharacterized. Gene Ontology annotation, molecular function: protein binding. The record is from RefSeq and is a predicted model, not a curated record. The coding region runs from base 1761 to 2975 and encodes 404 amino acids. The transcript has 6 exons. Lineage: Eukaryota; Metazoa; Arthropoda; Insecta; Lepidoptera; Tortricidae.